AUGGAGGCCCUGACGGCAGCGAGCAUGGCGGCCCUGACGGUGUACGACAUGUGCAAGGCAGUCGACAAGGGUAUGGUCAUUUCUGACCUGAGGGUCGUGCUGAAGGACGGAGGAAAGAGUGGGCGCUGGGAGAUGCCGUAG
Verticillium alfalfae VaMs.102 is the source of this 141-nucleotide messenger RNA. Its product is annotated as molybdenum cofactor biosynthesis protein C. The transcript has a single exon. Lineage: Eukaryota; Fungi; Ascomycota; Sordariomycetes; Glomerellales; Plectosphaerellaceae. The record is from RefSeq and is a predicted model, not a curated record. Bases 1 to 141 code for a protein of 46 amino acids. Gene Ontology annotation, biological process: Mo-molybdopterin cofactor biosynthetic process.